Messenger RNA from Closterium sp. Naga37s-1, 1971 nucleotides. NCBI's taxonomy places the organism in Eukaryota, Viridiplantae, Streptophyta, Zygnematophyceae, Desmidiales, Closteriaceae. The record is from the annotation of a GenBank genome assembly.
AUGGGUGAGAAUAUACCAUUGACGAGUACGACUUCCGAGACCGAAGGUGCGUACUCCCCCCCCUCUCUCUUCGAACACGCUCCGCCCGCCGAGCACGCGGAAAAACACCAGCACGCGGAGCAAUGGGCGCAAGACGGCGAUAUCAAGAUCACAGUAUCCGAGCACCUCCUGUCGCACGCCGUCGAUUCCCCUCCGCUGAAGUCCAAACCGCAGGAAAAGAAGGCUGAAGCUCGAAAAUCUGCGGCGAAAAUUCCUCAUCAGAGCUUCGACGAUUCGACGGCUGGCGGCUGGAACGAUUUUGACAAAUCUUCCGCCAUUUUCAAUUUCAACGAGCGCCCCGUGCGCGACGCGGAAUGGAUGUUCGUCUUCGCCGUGCCGCUCGUCGUCCUUUUCGUUGCGGCCCUCCACGCUUUCGUCUACUCGCUUUACGAAUCCUCAGGCCCCCUCCUGAUUUCUCCCUCCCUCUACCCGGUUGCCUUGAUUCUCCUCUUCGCGUUCAGCCUUCCCCUCCCCAUGUUGAUCGUCUCUUCUCUCCGCAAAAUCCCCGCUCGCGUCUUGAGCGCGCUCUUAAUUUUCGCCGCCGUGAUCUGUGCCCUGCAAAGCGCCACCUCCGCCGUGCAUUACUACACGACGCCCGCGCUCGUGCCGCCAAAUGCGGCGGACGUAGCCCCGGUGGUAUACGCGCCAGUCCGCGAUGGCUCGUCGAGUGACUUUUCCGUGAACACGGACGUUGCGGAAAGCGCGGAGGGGGAGAGCGAGAAGACUACAGACGAAAUGAUAGAAGCGGCUAUUGAAGCCUCAGAAGGGGGAACGGAAGGGAGAACGGAAGGGGGUACGGAAGGGGGUUCGGAAGGGGGAACGGAGGGGGCGAUGGGGGAUUACGUAGAUGUGCAGGAGGACCCAUCUGAAGCGGCGCACGUCGCCCACUGGGCGCGCGCCGCCCACUCCGCCGCCCACCAGCAUCUCCAAAGCCACGCGUCAGACGCGAGGAAGAGAGCGCGUGGGCGGUCCUUGCAAGGCGAGAAUCGGCGAGACGUGGCGCUGUAUUACGCAGAUCUCAUAACCCGUCCUCUCUACUUCAUCGCAUUCGUCGUCUUGGGGCUGCUCAGCGUCGUCGCCAUGCUCCUCGUGCUACGCUGCAACCACCACCUCCCUCUCGCUGCCUCUGCCGUUGCGCACGCUGCUCAUACGGCCAUCGUCCAGGCCCAAGUCAUCUUCUUCAUGCCACUCCCCAUCAUGCUUGCAGCUUUGUUCCUGGGCCUCCCUUUGAUGUAUAGCCUUGAGGGUGAUACUAGUGACAUCCUCUUCGUCCUCCUGCUACCCACCUCUCUCUUCGUUGUCCAAGUGCUCUCAGCUCUCCUCACCUACUCCACAGCAGCUGUUUUCGCCCGGCUGUACGUCACGACCAGCGGCGGCAGCAGCAGAAGUAGCAGCGAGGGCAGGAAGGCGGGUGAAGGUGAAGAGGGCGUAACACUGAGAGGCCAGCUAGAGCUCUUCUCCUCAGCCUUCUCCCUGGCUUGCACCUCAUCCCUGGGCACCUGCUGUGCCGUUGCCAUCACCUCCUGUGCCGCCACCGCUGCCAAACUCCUCCUCUCCUCCCUCUUCCUCGCUCUCUUCGGCGAGAGCAUCCUGGGCUGCCUGCUGGUGGCUCUGCUUCACUGCACACAGAUUGUCAUCCGGUUCUUCCUCAGCUGCCUCGUCCUCCCCACCGCUGCCAUGAGCGGCCAUGGCUUCACCCGCUCUCUGCGCCUCUCUCUCGACAUCCUGCAGCGCUUCCUCGCGCCCAUUGUCACGGCCAAUGCUGCUGGACUGGCCCUGCUUACCAUGCUGGUGGUUCCCAUUGUCAUCAUUUACAACAUCGUCGGGCUAAUUGGGAAGCUUGAGCCAGAGGAGGGCUCUGAUGGUGCUGGCUUGGUUGGUGAUGAAUCUGGUAUAUCCUUUGCAGAUGUCAAGGAUACUUGUCCGGUGUAG